This is a messenger RNA of Salvia splendens (bonfire salvia), 771 nucleotides long. RefSeq names its product 26S proteasome non-ATPase regulatory subunit 7 homolog B. The transcript is spliced from 5 exons. The record is from RefSeq and is a predicted model, not a curated record. The coding region runs from base 1 to 438 and encodes 145 amino acids. Gene Ontology annotation, biological process: proteasome-mediated ubiquitin-dependent protein catabolic process. Gene Ontology annotation, molecular function: metallopeptidase activity; protein binding. Gene Ontology annotation, cellular component: proteasome complex. NCBI's taxonomy places the organism in Eukaryota, Viridiplantae, Streptophyta, Magnoliopsida, Lamiales, Lamiaceae.
AUGCUGGCUGCUGGUAUCGUUUCUAUGUCCUCUUGCUGGUGUGACCUCAACAACUCUCACAUGGCUUACUCCAAUUCAUUGGUCGAUCAUCUAAUGGAUGCUCAUCGAAUCCAUACUCUCGAGAAGGUCGUGGUGCAUCCUCUGGUGCUGCUCAGCAUCGUCGACCACUACAAUCGGGUGGCGCGUGACACCAGGAAGCGCGUUCUCCUUGGAACUUCCUUCAAGGCAACCGUCGACGUUACUAACAGCUACGCAGAGCCUUUUGAAGAAGAUGAAAGGGACCAUAGCAUCUGCUUUCUUGAUCAUAACUACCAUGAAUCAAUGUUUUCCAUGUCCAGAAGAAUAAAUGCCAAGGAGCAUGUUGUGGGCUGGUAUAGCACUGGUCCAAAACUAAAGGAAAAUGACCUAAGUGUACACAGUCUUUUCAGUGAAUGGUGAACAAAGAGCAUGAAAAAACAGAAGAUUCAAAGCCAAUUGUUGCAACUGCUUGAAGCUAAAAGCAAAUUUCCAGGAUAGCACUAAUCGGUGUGAAUCUUGAAGCUAAAAGCAAAGUUUGGAAUGGCAGUGCUCUUACAAUCCAGUCGAGUCUCGAUGCCCCUCUUCGAGUUCUUCCAUAGCAAAGCAGAGCUCGGGACUUGGCUAUCGUGCCGAGCUGGUAAUCAUCUGGCAAUUUUACCUUUAUGUGCUGGAAUUGAAUAGGACUCUCUCUUCCCAAAGAAAGAUAAUUCUGUAUUCUUUGUGAUUGUGAUUCUAUGUUGAAUACAUUGUUGA